AGCAGGACCAUAGUUACUGUAACUCCAGCUUGUCUUAGGAUCAUACUACCUUGUCGUCUAGUUACUGGAUCUCCAGUUUUUCGCCAAAAUGAAGAUGAGCAUCAGAAUGUCAGACAGCUCUAUCGGUGUGCUCCUGGCCCUCCUGACCAUCACCGAGGGGAUGACUCUAAGUGACUUGGGGUCAGACUUACGUUGUCGCUGCAUCCAGAUGGAGAGGCGUCGGAUUGGUAAACUCAUCGACAAGGUAGAGAUGUUCCCUCCCAGCUCUCACUGCAAAGACACAGAGAUCAUAGCCACUCUGAAGGGGAGCGGUAAGGAGAUUUGUUUGGACGUCAGCGCUCCCUGGGUCAAGAAGAUCAUUGAGCAGAUACUGGCCAAGCACAAGAGAAACUCAUACAGCCCAAAGACCUGGAAUAAACGAGCCAGCAAGAAGCCUUGAAACCCAGACUUCCAUUGACUUGAUCAAUGCUAUCAAGAGCUACUUCGCACACAGGGAGAGAUUUCAGUGCUACUGCCUUUAAAAUGGAUGGACUGCAUUUACAUAGUACUUACCUAGUGCUGGAAGUUCUCACCUUUUCCACUACCAAUGUGUAGCAUCCUUUAAGUUGGUUAAGUUGUGUGACAGGACUCUCUUACACUGCAUCUCGCCCGAUGGGUGUCACGUUGCUGUAUGUGGUUUGUCAUUUGUUAUGUUGCUGACUCACGUGCCCAGAAAGUAAUUGCCCAUCAGAGAUAAAUAACGUUUUUUGAGUAGAAUACUGUUGAAUCGAGUCUAGUGUUCAGAGUUGGGGUCACAGAAUCUAUCCUACUGACAUCUACUGCAUGUACAGUACCUACAACAGUGGCUGUUUCAUUCAGAAUUGAAAGAAGUAAAUGAUUUUGGAUCUUGAUAUGUGUAUUAUGUUUAAUCAAAAGACAAAGAUAUUGGUAAAGUAAUGAAAUACUUUUUGGUUGCAAACAUUCACCAAGAAGACACAUUCAAAAAGAGUGGUUUGUUUAAGAACGACCCCUCACUAUGUGGUUGGCAAUCAAGCGACCUGGAUUCGAUUCCCACCAGUUACAGAAGUAGCAAAUAUAUACCUCACAGCAGAAGUUGCCUUUAUGUUCCCUUUUUUGAAGUAGAAAUACACAGAAAAAUACUCCAUGGCUCUGUCUCAAAAUUGGCCUAAACUUUUCAACAUAUAUUACCACAAUAUCACCCAAGAAUAUCUGUGUUUGACUUAUUUGUCUGUUUCAUAUAAUAUUGGGUUACAAUUUGGAAAACUAUCACUUGAACAACAUUUAUUUGGCAUAACAAAUCCUUUCUACUCUAUAUUUUUUCAACUUAAAUGUAUGUUUCCAACAUACUCAUAUCUAAUUCAAUUUUUCGCCGCUGGCCAAAAUGUGGCGUUAAGUCAUCGUUUCCUGAUCUGCUUUUUCUUUCAGAAUACAGAAAAUGUAGAAAUACUUGCACUGUACUUGAGUGAAGAAAAUAUACAACAUUAAGGCUGCUUUUCUUUGUUUCUUAGGAUUCACUAUUCUCAAACAUUAAAUCAAAUCAAAAUCAAAUCAAGUUUAUUUUAUAUAGCCCUUCGUACAUCAGCUAAUAUCUCGAAGUGCUGUACAGAAACCCAGCCUAAAACCCCAAACAGCAAGCAAUGCAGGUGUAGAAGCACGGUGGCUAGGAAAAAAUCCAAAUUGAAUGAAUGUAUUCAAUGCUCUCCCUCCACUCUUCAAUGUCAAUUUUCUCAUCUUACAAUCAAUAUCCUAAUUGUUUUUAUAUUGAUAGAACAAUUGAACCUUGUGUGUAGCUUACUGUUUUAUAAAAGUAUUUCUGGGUUAGCUAUUGUACUUGUCUUUUGCCCUUUUUUCCUGCAAUAUGAACCAAAGUUGCAUUGUGUACAUCUCUAACACAAGUUAGUGUAGAUUAGGAUAAUUGUAUUCCCUAUAUUAAAACAAUGUGCAGGUUUACACCUUUUGCUUUUGACUGAUCCUCCAAAGCUGACACACUAUCACAACUAUCACACACUAUCACACAAGAGAAUGCCAAGAGUGUGCAAAGCUGUCACAAAGGCAAA
Molecule: messenger RNA, 2057 nt
Organism: Salvelinus namaycush (lake trout)
Lineage: Eukaryota; Metazoa; Chordata; Actinopteri; Salmoniformes; Salmonidae
Product: interleukin-8-like
Exons: 4
Coding region: 89-439 (116 amino acids)
Biological process (GO): antimicrobial humoral immune response mediated by antimicrobial peptide; inflammatory response; neutrophil chemotaxis
Cellular component (GO): extracellular region
Molecular function (GO): CXCR chemokine receptor binding; chemokine activity
Source: RefSeq, a predicted model, not a curated record